Messenger RNA from Phasianus colchicus (ring-necked pheasant), 284 nucleotides. The record is from RefSeq and is a predicted model, not a curated record. Lineage: Eukaryota; Metazoa; Chordata; Aves; Galliformes; Phasianidae.
CUCUUAAUUAACCCCCCCAAUCAUCACAGCGGAAGCGCAUGGUGGUCCCGGCCGCGCUGAAGAUCAUCCGCCUGAAGCCCACCCGCAAGUUUGCGUUCCUGGGCCGCCUGGCACACGAGGUGGGCUGGAAGUACCAGGCCGUGACGGCGGCCUUGGAGGAGAAGAGGAAAGCGAAGGCCAGGCUGCACUACAAGAGGAAGAAGAAGCUGACGGUGAGGGAGGGGGGCCUUGAAACUGACGUAUUUUGGCUUGGGGGGGGCCUUGAAACAGAUCUAUUUUGGGUU